GACAAAAAAAAAAUCUUCAACUCAGAAAACUUUGGCUUUUUAUCUCAAUACCAAAACGUUGGGUAUAGAUUCGAAAUUUAAAUAUUCAGUAACACACCACUGAAGUAGAGGGGUAGUUUGGACAUUUAAGAUAUACAGCAGGUUUUGGUUAAUAAAAAGGAAAAAAUUGUCCCAUUUCCGUCGCUCAUCUCCGUCGUCUCAUCGCUUCGCCAUAGUUCUCCGUCAUCCGAGCAACCCUAAAAAUGGAUGGGCAUGAUUCUGAGGAUACUAAGCAGAGCACUGCUGAUAUGACUGCUUUUGUCCAAAAUCUCCUGCAGCAGAUGCAAAGCAGGUUUCAGACAAUGUCCGACUCCAUCAUCACAAAGAUCGAUGACAUGGGAGGCAGAAUCAAUGAGCUGGAGCAAAGCAUCAAUGAUCUAAGAGCCGAGAUGGGAGUUGAAGGCACUCCAACUCCUGCCUCCAAAUCAGGCGAUGAACCCAAAACACCGGCUAGUUAGUUCCACUUGAAAAAAAAACUAAGGUCCAUGAUCUUUCUGCUUGUGUCUGCAACUCCGUGAAAUUUAUUAAGUGCAGGACUACUACUUUUUAAAAUUUUCUGUUUCAAAAGACAUGAAUAGCUUGUUGAGUUCAUUAAAUAGAUCGAUGAUGUGGUGGUACAUUGCAUUAUGUUGCACUUAUGAUUUGCCUUCGAUGUUGCUUUUGAGAUAACUGGAAAGUCUAAUGCAUGAUGGCUAAACCAAGGGGUAUACUUGGUUAGGUUCCAA
This is a messenger RNA of Brassica rapa (field mustard), 764 nucleotides long. Its product is annotated as heat shock factor-binding protein. Gene Ontology annotation, biological process: cellular heat acclimation. The record is from RefSeq and is a predicted model, not a curated record. Gene Ontology annotation, molecular function: transcription corepressor activity. Gene Ontology annotation, cellular component: nucleus; cytosol. Lineage: Eukaryota; Viridiplantae; Streptophyta; Magnoliopsida; Brassicales; Brassicaceae.